Messenger RNA from Dovyalis caffra, 606 nucleotides. The record is from the annotation of a GenBank genome assembly. NCBI's taxonomy places the organism in Eukaryota, Viridiplantae, Streptophyta, Magnoliopsida, Malpighiales, Salicaceae.
AUGAACGGUGGUCCAGCUGCUAAGAUUCGAUUUGUUAGAUGUCCAAAAUGUCGGCAGGUUCUUGUGGAGCCACAAGAUAUUCCAGUCUACCAAUGUGGUGGCUGUGGCACACAUCUCCAAGUUGCUCUACGUCGUAAUAAUCUGGAUUUGAUAAUAUUUAAAGCAAUUCUCUUCCUUCGUGCAGUGGAAAAUCGAAAAAAUAAUCCUGAAUUCACAACAUCUGGCUUACAUGAAACAGAUGCUGCUCAGAAAAGCAGAUCAGAUCAUGUUUCUGAAGAUAAAAAAGCUAGCAGCCCAAAUCAUGAAGAAACUCUUCAUUCCCCUGGGGAAUGUUCUUCAGACCAAAUCAAUGGGAGGGAUCAUGCUGCAUAUGGCAAUUGUGAGCUUGAGAAUCUAAUAGGCAAAAACUCACCAAAUGAACUCCAAAGCAAUGGAAGUGAUCCAAAUGGUUCUGGAGAUUUCAAUAAUGAGCAACCUGGAGAUUUCAACUCAUCAGAUCAUUGGGGCUUACGACGUGAGCCUACCACCAUUAGCUACUACAAUCCUACUGGUGCCAAGCGAACAGCGACAGUUGUGAGUUUACACAUACAAAAUGUUGAGAAGUAA